AUGCCCUCUCUUUUCUCGAAUGAAUACUCCCGUGGCCCACUCUACCAGUACUGGAAAGAGCGAGGCCAGGAAGAGAAGUUCCUCCGCGGCCAACGCGUCGACGAAGCCAAGCUUCGUGCCAAAGGCUUCAAGCCUCUGGACGCCGCAUACGGGCCCAGUUCCUCAGAAAGCUACGCAAGCAGGGAAGGCAGAGGGCCGCCAGCUUACGCCCCUGCAUCUACGGAGGAGGCGCUCGCAGCAGGGAGCAGGGGCCACAUUCCAGCUGCCGACGAACUUCCCGCGUAUAUCGACACUGACGCGGGACUAGCCUCUGGGUCAGAUACGCGCUCUCGGUCCCACUCCCAGCCCCACGAGGAAGGUCUGGUGUCUGCAGAGGAGGAGAAAGCCCGGCUUCGGGCGCUGGAGGAACAGAACCAGCGGACUCGAUCUGAUGCCGCGAUCGCGAGGACCUUGUCGGAUGAAGCGCCGGACGAGGGCGAGGACGACAAAGGAAAGGAGCCAGAAGCGAGGAGGAAGAAAAGUACGGUGGGCAAAGUGGGACGGUGGCUGGCCGAUGCGGCGAGCGGGUAUACGAAGAGGCAGGAGCGGUGGUAG
This is a messenger RNA of Cladophialophora yegresii CBS 114405, 594 nucleotides long. RefSeq lists its product as uncharacterized. The transcript is spliced from 2 exons. The coding region runs from base 1 to 594 and encodes 197 amino acids. The record is from RefSeq and is a predicted model, not a curated record. Lineage: Eukaryota; Fungi; Ascomycota; Eurotiomycetes; Chaetothyriales; Herpotrichiellaceae.